Molecule: messenger RNA, 759 nt
Organism: Talaromyces marneffei
Lineage: Eukaryota; Fungi; Ascomycota; Eurotiomycetes; Eurotiales; Trichocomaceae
Exons: 3
Coding region: 1-759 (252 amino acids)
Biological process (GO): carbohydrate metabolic process
Cellular component (GO): extracellular region
Molecular function (GO): cellulase activity; cellulose binding
Source: RefSeq, a predicted model, not a curated record
AUGAAGCUGGGUUAUCUUGCACUACUUCCUGCGCUUGUAGGCACGGCAUGUGCCUAUCUAGCGACAACAACUCGCUACUAUGACGGACAGGAGGGCGCUUGUGGCUGUGGCACAAGCUCCGGCCUAGAUUCCUGGCAGCUCGGCAUUAGCAGCGGCGUAUACACCGCCGCAGGAUCCCAAGCCUUCUUCGACACAGCCGGUGCUACCUGGUGCGGUGCCGGGUGCGGAAAAUGUUAUAACCUCACCUCUACAGGCAACCCACCUUGCAACGGUUGUGGCGCCGGUGGAGCUGCUGGCAAGAGCAUCAUCGUCAUGGUCACCAACCUCUGCCCAUACAACGGUAACCAGCAAUGGUGUCCAGAAGUGGGUAGCACCAACCAGUACGGAUAUAGCUAUCACUUCGAUAUCAUGGCACAGAGUGAGAUAUUUGGCGACAAUGUUGUUGUCAACUUUGAACCUGUUGCAUGCCCCGGACAAGCGACUUCGGAUUGGGAAACGUGUGUGUGCCAUGGACAGACCGCCACGGACGUCACGCCCGCGGGGUUGACGAACGGAGGCGGUUCUGGCAGUUCAUCUGCAACUUCUUCCACGUACACAUCCACAACUUCCUUGCCGUCAACAUCGACCUCGACUUCUGCUGGUGCGACGCAGACGGUGUACGGACAAUGCGGCGGAAGUGGUUGGACUGGCGCGACGACUUGUGCGGCGGGUUCCACCUGUCACCAAGCGAAUCAGUGGUACUCGCAAUGCCUUCCUUGA